GGACCACCACCGGGUACAAAGCCGCCGAAAGAUGAUGAAACCUCGCAUACAUACAGUGGAAAAAUCCGCUUCUACAAGUUGGGGGCCACGCUACAAGGAGCUGCGAGCACUUUGGGAUACCGAUAUACCAACAGGAACGUCCUGUUCGCAGUGUCCAGCCUGAAGAGCGCCUCAGUCAUGCUACCAAUGGCAUGCGAAAUGGCCAAAUGGAAUAGAAACAAUGUUCAUCUGGCUUUCAUGGGACGUGACGACCUCCCUCUGGAAGACAUACUCGAGAUUAACGGAGUGGACGAGAAGAAGUGCAAGGUGUACUGGCAUGACGCUCGCCCGGAUUACUCCGAAUACAGCACCGAUUUCCGCGCGGAAGCAAGUGUUGCUGCAGCAAUGAACCACAUACACAGUUACAUCCACCCGCAGGUGGCUAUCAUUGAUGAUUCCGCUUCAGAGGAUGCCUUCUUUGUAAGAAGCAUAAGAGCGAAAGCAAAAGUCCAAGACGUGCCUAUUAUCGAAGUACCCAAGGACGGAUCCGAUAAUUUUGUGUGGUUGUGUAGACUAGACUCUGGAUCUUUAAGGUCGUGGCACCGCUCCACGAUCGACAUUCUUAUACAGGCUCCGUCCCAAUCAUCUGGGUCGCUCAUUCGCCUGCUUCGAUCAAUCCAAACUGCCGAUUACAGAGGGUUGAAACCUCCUCGACUGAUUGUUGAGCUGCCAUCGAGAUUGGAUCCCCCAACUCAAUAUUACUUAGAGAACCUCAUCUGGCCCCCUGCGGCGAAAGACAGCCCUCUUGCUUCAAGCGAGAUCAUUUUACGACAUCGCAUACCUAACGAACAAUCAUCUCAAGAAGAGUCUUCUAUUCGAUUCCUAGAAAGCUUCUUUCCCACAAGUCCCGCAGAUUCUCAUGUUCUCUUGCUUUCUUCUCAAGCUGAACUGUCUCCGCUAUAUUAUCAUUACCUCAAGUACAACCUGCUUGAGUACAAGUACUCUGUGUAUGGCGCAGAGGAUGCUUUAAAUGUCAUGGGUCUGGCCCUAGAACUUCCAAGCUAUCUCUUGGAUGGGACUUCAACACUGAAAGCGCCUACCUUAGCGGACAUGAACGACUCCAAAUACAAGGCUAUGACCGGAGUCCCUAGUGUCCCUUUUGUAUGGCAAGCACCAAACAGCAACGCCGCUCUGUACUUUGGAGACAGAUGGGUUGAACUCCACUCUUUCCUCAGUAACCGCAUCUCCGCAGAACACAAGACACCAAAGAAAUCACCUCGCACCAAACUCAUCUCCGAAACCUUCCCAGCGUGGGCCGAAUACAUGCUCGAGUUCAUGCGAACACGCGGCUACGGCCUCAUCUACCCAGGCACUCUGUCUUCAGAAAGCCUCGCCAAAGUCCACAACGAAUUGUACCAGUUGCCCGAAGAGUUCCAAGUGCCUCUCUCGGAACCCAAACAGAAAGCCGGCGAUGCCCCGCCGCCGAAGAAACCAGCGCAACCCUUUCUGACAGAUGAAUCCCCACCUCCGCCGCCGGUAAACGCAGAAACGCCCCUCGUGCCGUUCUCGAGACCCCUCCACGCCGCCCUACCAUUCGACGGCGAUCUCCCCGAGAUCCCCCACAUGCCCCACCUGCUCUACUCCGGCAAGCUCAUCGAGCCAGCAAACGUAACGCGCGAGGCGGACGCUUUCGCCGCCAAGUUUCGCGAGGAGGUCGGCGGCUGCGCGCCGGUCCCCAAGGGACGGCGUCGAAAGGUCCUUCCGGGAAGUGCGAGGGAUCUGUUCUGCUUCGGGGAUGAGGACGAGGACGAUUUCGAGGAUGAGGACGAGCGGCUGCUGGGGCCGGAAGCGACCGAUGCUUUCUGGGGGCGCAAACCCGCGGUGGUGGAAGAGGAUGCUAGUUCUGUUGUUGCGGCGGCCUCGGCGGCUGCGAGCGAGACGGUUAGCAGUGCGACGGCAGUGAAGGAGGAGGUGUGAGGGGUUGGAGUUUGCUUGUCAUUCAUAGGUUUUUUGGACUGGCGUUCGGGAAUUGGGUGAUUUGUUGGGUUGUUUUGAGAGACGAAAUCUGGUGUGUAAUCUCUUUAUACCCGGAGUGUGGGCUUCAAUAUAGACACUUAUUCACGCUGUUACUGGAUUUCCUCGGUGCCUUCUGCCAUGACAUAUCAAUCCGG
This is a messenger RNA of Mytilinidion resinicola, 2150 nucleotides long. RefSeq lists its product as uncharacterized. The transcript has a single exon. The record is from RefSeq and is a predicted model, not a curated record. Lineage: Eukaryota; Fungi; Ascomycota; Dothideomycetes; Mytilinidiales; Mytilinidiaceae. Bases 199 to 1956 code for a protein of 585 amino acids.